Meloidogyne enterolobii is the source of this 1027-nucleotide messenger RNA. The record is from the annotation of a GenBank genome assembly. Lineage: Eukaryota; Metazoa; Nematoda; Chromadorea; Rhabditida; Meloidogynidae.
AUGUUUUUGUCAAUAAUAUUUAUUUAUUUAAUUUUAAUUUCUUCCCUUUUUUCUGCUGGAGAGCUACCAACUCCAAAACGUUUAUUCCCAUCCAUUUUACCACCAAAAUCUGUUCAACAUAAAAAGGACAAAUCAUUUGAAAAAUAUAAAUUUUCGACUCCCUUUAAUGGAAAAAUAUCUUUUGACAAAGAACUUGAAGCUUUAAAAAGGCAGUCAACAUCGGCAAACGAAAAAUAUUUUGAAAAAAUUAAAAGAUCUUUACCAAAUAUAAAGGAUAUAUUAAAUCCUUUAUUAACAAAAGCUUCAGAUCCGAUUAGUCUGGAUGCUUUUAAUCGAUUUCGUAGAAAUUCUGUCGCUGCCUCACCAUCUUUAACUUCUAAUUCCCAAUAUUAUUCUAAAUGGAAGGGAUUAUCUCGGCUAUUAAGUAAAGAGGUGGGGAUUUUUAGACAAACUCCGAAGAAACGAUUAAAUGAAACAAUAAAAGAAGUAAAUUCCCCAAAUGAUUCAGAUGAAAAACAAAUUAAAAAAACAAGUUCAUGGCCGAGAACGAUUCCUUCUCCAAGAUGUAUAUCUAUGCCUAAAGUUGACAGAGGAAAAUACUAUUUUGUUGAAUUUAGACAUGAAUUGGUUGAUCCUGAUCCAAUUUAUGUUGAAUUUGAAGAUGAUCAACCAUUUGAUAAUGGAGGUAUUGCUGAAGUCUACAAAGGUAUAUAUGAAAAACAAAAUGUUGCUGUAAAAUUGAUAGGAAAGGAAACUGUUCAGUAUCCGCCUCAGUUAAUAUGGAGACCUACAAUCGACCAAAUACUUACUGAUCCAAAAAAUGAAGUGAAAGUUUUAAAAGAAUUUGAGAAAUAUUUUAAUGAAAAUAAAAAAGUUAAAAGACGUAUAAUUCAGCUUAUUGACUCGAUAUGUCAGAAAAACUGAUUUCCUUCUGAGAACGAACAAUUAUUUUGCUUUUAUUAUAAUUAUGGAGUUGGGGGAAGAAAAUUUUUAUAAAACAAUGAUUAAAGGUUUUGAAGAAAAUGCA